UUGUUUCAAGGAAAAAAAUAAGUUGGCGACAUCCACGACUGCACGCCGACGGCGGGCGCGCCACCGCCGCUCGUCGGCGCGGCGCCCGUUCCCACCCGCGAACUCGUUCCGCACCACCGCAGCGCGUGCUUCUUCGGAGCCCCGGCCGUCGGCUUGGAGUUGCACUUCUCGUCCCGCUUCCCGGCGUCGUCAGCCGACGGGCGCUUCCACGACGGCGGGAUGCUCCUCCGGCCCCAGCCUCUGGCGGAAGGCGCGUCGGGCGGGAAGGAAGACGAGCGCGGGAGAGGGUAGGUAGGUCCAUGUGCGCUUGCAUGAAAAUUUCAGGGAUCCAGUCUGCGCUCCUGUCGUAUUUUGGUCCGGCGGAUCUAGGUUGGCAGAUGGACGAGUCUGGCAUGAAUCACUCACUGUGGAGAGACAAAAUUGCUUGUGCCUCAGCUCCAGCCAUUUGAAUAUUGAGCAUCACUUGUUCGCAGGGGAGUUUGGUUGGUUCUCAUAUGGGAUUCAGUAAUUUUACUGAGCUCCCAAGCAGAGCUGUGUUUUCGAUUCGUCGUGUGUAGACUGUAGAGAGUCUGGCCUGUGUCUUACUGAAGGUUUGUUCAAGUCCUAAAAGAACACGAGGCCUUGCAUUGCGAUGGAUGGCUAGAGUUCGUCGAGGUUGCCAGGAAUUCUUGUAUGCAUGAUGCUGAUUCUGCAACUGCAAGAGGCAGUGUCUGCAUUUCAGAAAACACACUGAAAGAUCGAUGCUGCUUUACUGGUUGCUAAUUUUCUUUAUCCCCUUUUGCUCAACUUAUUCUUUGUGUGCCUAUGUGUGUGUGUCACAGGCUGCAAGGCAUCUUGCGAGGCAUCGGCCGGCGAAUGCGAUUUGCAAUGAGAUUGUGUCAGCGGCCUCCGUUCCUUCUUUGAGGGCACCUGCUGCAAAUACAACUACCAGCGCAGGUAGUGUGCUUAGAAACCUACUACAGAGGUACCGAUCGACCUCUGCUGGGCAGAGGAUACGGGGCGUGCACUCUGGCGCCGCUUCUCUUCGUAGCAACAUUUCUAGGAGUUAUCCAGAAAAGAGUUAUACAAAACUUCAGAACGCAGCCCAUGUUACAUUCCAACACACCUGCUGCAAAUACAACUACUGGUGCAGGCAGUGUGCUUAGAAAUCUACAACAGAGGUACCGAUCAAGUUUUGUUGGUCAGAGGAUACGGGGCAUGCACUCCGACACCGCUUCUCUUCCUAAAGAGUUUUAUAGGGGUGAUACAGAAGGAGUCAUGCAGAACAUCAAAAGGCUAAGUCAAGCAGGAAUUUCAAAUGCAGCAAGGGAGGAAGGACGUGUGCUUGGUACAGCUAGUGCACCCUAUUGCAUGGUAGAGAAAGGCCUGCUCGAACAGUCGAGGAAGCAGAUGCUGGCGGCGCUGGAUGUUCUCAUGGGUGGGCGGGUGGCCGAGGAGCUCAUGUUCGGAGAGGCAGGGGUCACCACCGGCCCCUCGUCUGAUCUCAGCCAGGCGACUCAGCUGGCGACGGACAUGGUCACCAAGUAUGGCAUGAGCAAGCGGGUCGGCCUUGUUUCCUAUGACGACAGUGGCCGCGCGGCGGCCAUGAGCGGGUCAAUGGCGGCCCUGGUCGAUGAGGAGGUGAAGGCAUUAUUGGACAAGGCUUACAGUAACGCGAGAACGAUUCUCACGGCCCACAGCAGGGAGCUCCAUGCGCUGGCCAACGCCCUCCUGAAGCACGAAACUCUCUCCGGUGACCAGAUCAAGAAGAUAGUAUCAGCAGAGUACGUACGGUCGUCGAUCAAAGGAAGAAGUAGCUGCGCUAGCUUGAUCCAUCUCGCCGGCCGACACGCCACCACGUAUGCGAUCUGCAUGCAUGGCCACCUUUCGACUCGCCUUCUCCAAGGAAUUUCAAGUGCGGCAAGGGUGGAAGGACGUGUUCUUGGAACAGCCAGUGCACCCUAUUACGUAAUAGAGAAAAGCCUACUUAAAAAACAGCUUCUGCGAACCGCCGGAGGCCUUGUAGUUACUGGCGUCGUAAUGUGGGCCUUUGAAAUGUUGGAGGACAUUGAUGUUCGUAAGUUUGAAGGUUUGAAAGAAGUGCCUAAGGAUUUGAACACCAAGUUAAGUGAUGUAAAGGGGGUCGAUGAGGCCAAAGCUGAGCUUGAGAACAUAGUUCACUACCUACGAAAUCCCAGCAGAUUCAACCGCCUUGGUGGCAAGCUUCCAAAGGGCAUUCUGCUUGUGGGCCCACCUGGCACAGGGAAGACCAUGUUGGCAAGGGCUGUGGCUGGGGAAGCCGGCGUCCCUUUCUUCGCGUGCAGUGGCAGUGCUUUCGAGGAGUCUUAUGUUGGUGUUGGUGCUAAGAGGGUGAGGGAGCUCUUCCGUGCAGCAAAGAAGCGAGCUCCUUGCAUAAUAUUCAUCGAUGAACUUGAUGCCGUUGGUGGGCGCAGAAACGCAGAAGAACCAUCGUGGGCAAAGCAGACUCUGAACCAGCUGCUUGUUGAGAUGGAUGGCUUCAAGCAGAAUGAAGGGAUCAUUGUGGUCGCAGCAACCAACUUCGCUGAGUCGCUAGAUGACGCCCUUGUCAGGCCUGGGCGUUUUGACCGUCAAGUUCGUGUUCACCUUCCAGAUGUUGUGGGCCGAAAGCAGAUCCUCGAGGCUCACAUGUCAAAGGUGCAGAAAGGCAUUGGUGUGAAUGCGCUGACCAUCGCGAGGGGGACGCCUGGGUUCUCGGGUGCAGACCUUGCAAAUCUAGUGAAUGAAGCCGCUCUCAAGGCUUCCAGGGAUGGGGCAUAUGCUGUUAGGAUGGAUGACCUUGAGUACGCCAAGGACAAGAUCAUCAUGGGCACUGAGCGCAAGUCGGCGGCGAUAUCUGAUCAUUCCAAGAAGAUGACCGCGUACCAUGAGGGUGGGCACGCCCUCGUUGCUAUCCUCACGGACGGUGCUGAACCUGUGUACAAGGCAUCCAUUUUGCCCAGGGGAAAUGCUCUCGGCUUGGUGACGCAGAUUCCAGGGGAAGACAGCGAGCUCGAAGCAUCGAGGAAGCAAAUGCUGGCAAGGCUGGAUGUCCUCAUGGGUGGGCGGGUGGCCGAGGAGCUUAUAUAUGGAGAAGCCGGGAUCACGACUGGUGCCUCAUCUGACCUAAACCAGGCGACCCAAUUGGCGAAAGACAUGGUCACCAAGUAUGGCAUGAGCAAGCGGGUCGGCCUCGUGACCUACAGCGACGACAACGCCGUUAGCGGCGGUGGCAAGACGAUGACCAUGAGCGGGCCGACGACGGCCCUGGUUGAUGAGGAGGUGAAGGCAUUGUUGGACAACGCUUAGAACAACGCGAAAACGAUUCUCACGAAGCACCGCAAGGAGCACCAAGCGGUAGCGAACGCCCUCCUGGAGCAUGGGACUCUCACUGGUGACCAGAUCAAGAAACUGGUAUUGAAGCGAGGUUUUAUGUCUUGACAAUUGUCAUCAGGAUCGGGGAACACCUUCUUCGCCCUGGCAGUGGAGAUGCAUACAUGAAGAAGUGUUGAUUUUUUCCUCAUACUUCUGUUGCGUGUACACGAAAUGUAAAGAGCGAUGCGCAGGGUCUGGAUUUCCACUGACUUGUGUUUCUCAGGUGUGAAGAGAAACUUGUGCAUAUUGUGUUCUGAAUCAGUGAAACUUGUGCUUUCGAUCUUA
Messenger RNA from Triticum aestivum (bread wheat), 3657 nucleotides. RefSeq names its product ATP-dependent zinc metalloprotease FTSH 4, mitochondrial. Gene Ontology annotation, cellular component: chloroplast. The transcript is spliced from 8 exons. Gene Ontology annotation, biological process: protein import into chloroplast stroma; proteolysis. Lineage: Eukaryota; Viridiplantae; Streptophyta; Magnoliopsida; Poales; Poaceae. Gene Ontology annotation, molecular function: metalloendopeptidase activity; ATP hydrolysis activity; ATP binding. The record is from RefSeq and is a predicted model, not a curated record. Bases 1087 to 3306 code for a protein of 739 amino acids.